This is a messenger RNA of Hibiscus syriacus, 958 nucleotides long. Its product is annotated as protein MIZU-KUSSEI 1-like. The record is from RefSeq and is a predicted model, not a curated record. Gene Ontology annotation, biological process: hydrotropism. The transcript has a single exon. The coding region runs from base 59 to 811 and encodes 250 amino acids. Lineage: Eukaryota; Viridiplantae; Streptophyta; Magnoliopsida; Malvales; Malvaceae.
UCUCUGUUCUUCACACUCGCUCUUUUGUUCUUCUCCUUUUCAUAUCUUGAACUCAGUUAUGGCAACAAGAAGAACCUCUCAAGACACCUCCAAAAGAAACUCCCGUUGGACCAUAAAAGUCGGAACCGAAGAAAACCAAGCACGGUCUUUCAAAUCCGAUGAAGAACAGACCAAUGGAAGAAGAACAGCUCUUAAAACCCAUGCAAUUUCUCUGCCGACACCGCGGAAGAAGAAGCUUUCUGCAGCCGCCUCGGUUUCCAUCGCCAGGCUUCGAUGCGUCGUUUCGGAUUUUCGGAAGAGCCGUUCGGUGCUGCUGUUCGGCCUUGGGUCACGAGUAGUCGGCACUCUUUUCGGUUACAGGCGUGGACACGUUCAUUUCGCUUUGCAGAAAGAACCCAAUUCUCCACCGGCUUUCCUCGUCGAACUCGCCACGCCGAUAAGCGGUCUGGUUCGAGAAAUGGCGUCUGGGCUGGUCAGGAUCGCCCUCGAGUGCGAUAAACGCAGAGAAGGAGAUCGUUAUGUGAGAUUACUCGAGGAAACCGUUUGGAGAACUUACUGUAACGGAAAGAAAUGUGGGUUCGCAACAAGAAGAGACUGCGGAGCUAAUGAAUGUUCCGUUCUGAAAACCGUGGAACCAAUCUCCAUGGGAGCAGGAGUUCUGCCGUUGACCGAAGCCGAAGGUGGUGAACUUAUGUACAUGAGAGCUACGUUCGAGAGAAUCGUGGGGACGAGAGAUUCUGAAGCUUUUUACAUGAUGAAUCCCGACAGCAAUGGUGCUCCUGAACUUAGUGUUUAUUUGCUUAGAGUUUGAUAGUUCUGCCAUGGAAAAUCUGAGUUUCUGUUCAAGGAUUGCUUUGUUGGGGAGAAACUGGAAGCUUGGGUUAUAAUUUUACUACCGGUUUGGGCUAGUUUAGGUGAGAAGAGGGAAAUUACAUUAUAACAUGAUCAUCAUGGUAGG